GAUACAUCCCAAAUUCAUUCUGAUUUUACCAUAUAAUAUAUUUAUUUUUAUAUAAUUUUUACUUCUCUGUAUAUUUUAUUACUGGGCGUUUAAUUCUUGAAUUUUAUAUUUUAUUAAAUAUGAAGACAAGCAAAACCGUUUCAAGUAGUAGAAGGAAGAGCCGCAAGGCCCACUUUACUGCCCACUCAAGUAAAAGAAGGAUAAUUAUGAGCGCAGUUUUGUCCCGUGAACUUAGACAAAAGUAUAACGUCAGAUCAAUACCCAUCAGGAAGGACGAUGAAGUCAUGGUGGUAAGAGGCCAAUAUCACGACAGAGAGGGAAAGGUCACCCAAGUUUAUCGUAAGAAGUGGAAGAUUUACAUUGAACGUAUAACCAGAGACAAAAACAAUCGUGAGAGUGUCCAAGUUGGAAUCCACCCUAGCAACGUCGUUAUUACAAAGCUAAGGCUUGACAAGCACCGUCGUAAGAUACUUGAAAGAAAAGGGAAAUCAUCGACAAAAGGAAAAUACACCGAACACGACGUUAAAGUAUAAAUGUACUUCUGAACAACAAA
Molecule: messenger RNA, 553 nt
Organism: Theileria parva strain Muguga
Lineage: Eukaryota; Apicomplexa; Aconoidasida; Piroplasmida; Theileriidae
Gene: RPL26A
Product: ribosomal protein L24
Exons: 3
Coding region: 120-533 (137 amino acids)
Biological process (GO): cytoplasmic translation; ribosomal large subunit biogenesis
Cellular component (GO): cytosolic large ribosomal subunit
Molecular function (GO): structural constituent of ribosome; RNA binding
Source: RefSeq, a predicted model, not a curated record